Messenger RNA from Pieris macdunnoughi, 693 nucleotides. NCBI's taxonomy places the organism in Eukaryota, Metazoa, Arthropoda, Insecta, Lepidoptera, Pieridae. The record is from the annotation of a GenBank genome assembly.
AUGUCUUUAACAAAUACUACAACAUCGGCUUCGGAACACCCAGAACCGAUGUAUGCAGAGAAAGAUGUAGCGAAUAAAAACCAAUUAAUUAUUGAGAAACGUAUUCACAGAUUGAAAUAUAAAGCAUUCUACAGCAUACUUCAAGAAGAAGCUGAUGGGCUUUUGACAAUAUAUUUCGAUUGUCAAAAGAACCAAGCACUUCCUAAAUUACCAGAUCAGUCUGCUUAUUACAGUAGAGUGACUAGACAGUUUAGUUUCUACCAUUUUGCUAUUAUAGCAGGGAACUCGAAGGCAAAAUUGACACCAAGUAACGUUUAUUCUUAUUACUGGGACGAUACAACCCAUGCAAAAAGCAGUAAUGAAAUAAUUAGUGCUUUUUACAAGAAUACCGGCAUGAUCACAAUGCUCGGUAAAUGGCUUUACUUAGAAGCACCAAGGCAACUUAAAAGAAUAGAAAUAAUUUACCCUAUUGUUGGCCACUCGUUUAUUCCCCCAGACAGGGUUUUUGCUAAAAUUGAAAAGGUCAUAAAAACUAAGGAAGUUAUAACAUCACCAACUGAAUAUGUGUCCGUAUUGCAAGAACAUACAUGUACAGAUCAGGAAUCAAUUCCUGUAUAUGACUGGAAGACUAGUUAUCAGAAUAUUAUAAAGCCUACUACUAGAUGGCAUUUUGCUUUUAUGAAGUGUAAAUGA